AUGCAUAAUCUUUUGAACUCUCAUGUCAUUGAUGUUCACUGCCAUCCUACGGAUUCUCACAUAUCGGCUGAGUCGAUGGAGGCCCUCGAGAUCACCAUUUGCGCAAUGAGUACAAGACGGGAAGAUCAACCAUUGGUUCGAUCUCUUGCCCUCUCAUAUCCGGAUAAGGUCAUUCCAUGCUUUGGAUAUCAUCCUUGGUUCACUCAUUGGAUAUCCCUCAACUCCGUAGUCCCACAAAAAGAAGAUCACUAUCGGUCCUUGUUUCUGCCGGCAAGCGAGAGAGAAUCACAAGUUCUUGAUGAACUGUUGGAGUCUCUACCUAACCCGAUAACAAUAGACGACGUACUGGUUGAUCUCCGUCGUAAUCUUGAGGACUUCCCGAAUGCCAUGCUCGGGGAGGUCGGUCUUGACCGUUCUUUUCGCGUUGCCCACGAUUAUUUUGCGUCCCCCAGGAAGCUCACCCCAUUUUCGACCCCGCUCGAACACCAGCUUGCUAUCCUUAAUGCCCAAAUCGACGUUGCUAUCGAUUUACGCCGAAAUAUCAGUUUACACAGUGUAAAAUCCCAACAAGCUACUAUGGAUCUCCUAUCCACUCUUCAAGCUAAAUACGGUGAUAAAUGGACCAGGAUUAGUUUGGAUGUGCAUAGCUGUGGCUUCAGUCCUACGAUGUGGAAGGAGAUCGAGCGAAAAUUUUCCAACGUGUUUCUGUCACUUUCAACUGGUAUCAACAGCAGGUCCCCGAGUCACAGAGCCCUGAUUGAAGCCUGUUCUCCUGAUCGUGUGCUUGUGGAAAGCGAUUUCCAUGAUAUCUCAAUGUGCACGGAAAGAACGUGGGACAUGUUACGGACAGUGGCCGACGUCAAAGGAUGGAACCUAGAAACCGAAUGGGUGGAAAAUGUUGCCGAUUCUGACUGGGGUGCAGUGCGUCUGCUGGAGAGAAACUGGAAGAAGUUUCGAUUGGGUAACCAUGCACCUGUCGCAAGUCCCAAAAAGAAUAGGGAAAAGAGGACUGGAUUGAGUGAUGACGAGCCUUCAGGGGACGAAUCAGGAUAGUAGAAGGUAUAGGAAAGUGUACAUAAUAUAUUAAGAAUGUAUGAACAAAUAUAUUAAUUCCAUAGGUAUGAGAGAAGUAGGAGAAUACAGAAUCCAAUGACAACGCCCAUAAUGAUGGAAUCUCGCCGUCGCCUUGACUUUAUCAUCGCAACGACGUUAUUGAUGCCGGGCAUUGAGUCUAUACCGGACAUUGCAUGAGAGGUGGGCUCAGUACGUUCACCAUCCUCGUGCUGAUUCCAGCCAACGAUACCCCUUGCCUACUGAAUUCUGCCCGUGUUUCAUAAGCUUGU
Marasmius oreades (fairy-ring Marasmius) is the source of this 1343-nucleotide messenger RNA. RefSeq lists its product as uncharacterized. The transcript is spliced from 4 exons. Gene Ontology annotation, molecular function: hydrolase activity, acting on ester bonds. Lineage: Eukaryota; Fungi; Basidiomycota; Agaricomycetes; Agaricales; Marasmiaceae. Bases 1 to 1053 code for a protein of 350 amino acids. The record is from RefSeq and is a predicted model, not a curated record.